AUGCUACUAAUUCACUAUCUUGAACAACACAACUGUGAAAAUGGAAGAAAUCACCAGCCAAAAGACUCAUGUUUUAGUUCUCCCUUCCCCUGCACAAGGCCACAUAAAUCCAAUUGUUCAAUUUUCCAAGAUUUUGGCAUCAAAAGGAGUUAAGGUGACAAUUCUCACAAUAGAUUUCGUUUGCAAAGCCAUGCUAUUGGAUUGUGGCCCAUUAAUAAACAUUGAGUCCAUUCCACAUGAAGCAAUACCAGUAGAAGGCGUUGAUGAUUUUCUUGAAUGGUUCCAAACACUGAUGUUGGAAAAAUUCAGUGGUAUUGUUGAGAAAUUUGGUGAUUCUGAAUACCCUGUAAAAGUUCUAGUAAUUGAUUCACUUAUCACUUGGAUAAUUGACUUAGCACAUGAGCUAGGCCUAAAAGUGGCUGCAUUUCACACACAACCUGUUGCUCUGUCUGCUUUAUAUUAUCAUAUCAAUCACGAAGACUCUACUAAUAAAAUUCCUUUUGAUGGUUCUGCUCCUGUUUCGUUGCCUUCGCUACCAUUGCUGGAAAAGGAAGAUUUGCCUUCUUUUAUCUGUGAGACUGAUGCAUAUCCAACUGUUAAAAGACUUGUCUUUGGCCAGAACUUCAAUUUCAAGAAAGCAGAUUGGCUUUUGUUCAACACAUUUGACAUGUUGGAGGAGGAGGUGGUCAACUGGUUAAGGACCCAAUAUUCAAUUAAAACCAUUGGACCAGUAGUUCUACCAAUGUAUUUUGACAAAGAAUAUGACUCAAGUCUUAUCAAGCCUCAUUAUGAAACUUGUAAGAAGUGGCUAGACUCGAGGGAAAUAGGCUCAGUUGUUUAUGUAUCAUUUGGAAGUUUGGCCAGUCUAGGAGAAAAACAAAUGGAGGAAUUAGCUUCAGGAUUUAUGAUGAGCAACUCUUACUUCUUGUGGGUAGUUAGAGAUACUGAAGAAAACAAACUUCCAAAUGAUUUCAUGUCAAAGGCAUCAGAAAAAGGACUAAUUGUAAACUGGAGUCCUCAGCUUGAUGUCUUAGCUCAUAAAUCAGUUGGUUGUUUCUUUACUCAUUGUGGAUGGAAUUCGACGCUCGAAGCGUUGAGUUUGGGAGUGCCAAUGGUGUGUAUGCCUCAGUGGGCAGAUCAACCAACUAAUGCAAAAUAUAUUACUGAUGUAUGGCAAGUAGGAAUUCGAGUUAAGGCUGGAAAAGAUGGUGUAAUUACAAGAGAAGAAGUAGCAAGUUCAAUAAAGGAAGUGAUGGAGGAAAAGAAAGGAGUAAUGCUAAAAGAGAAUGCAAUUAAAUGGAAAAAUUUGGCUAAGGAAGCAGUAGAAAAAGGAGGGAGUUCUGAUAAGAAUAUUGAAGAAUUUAUUCAAGCUUGUAAUGCACUAAACUGAGUAAAAGAUUCAGAGAACGUCUGUUUUACAAGUGGUUUAGAUUUUUAGUGCAUGUUUAGUUUGCUGUUUCCCAUCGUAUCAUUAUGUAUUAUUUUGAAAUUUAAUAAUUAUAUGGAACUCCCAUUAUGUUAUUCAUUCUA
Molecule: messenger RNA, 1530 nt
Organism: Nicotiana tabacum (common tobacco)
Lineage: Eukaryota; Viridiplantae; Streptophyta; Magnoliopsida; Solanales; Solanaceae
Product: UDP-glycosyltransferase 74E2
Molecular function (GO): quercetin 3-O-glucosyltransferase activity; quercetin 7-O-glucosyltransferase activity
Source: RefSeq, a predicted model, not a curated record